AUGGCCUUGGACAGGGCCAUCUGCCUUGUCCCAAUAUAUCAGCGGCUUCCGAUUGGCCUUCGUCGUAUCCGAGACGCACUAGACAGCCUCUCGGAACUGGUGGUCAUCACUCGCGCAGCCAUCUACCCCGGACUCGCAGAAGCGGGGGAGUGGAGCGCGGAAAGCUUCGACUAUAUCAGGGUCCACGGCCUCCGGGACAUGGAUGAGAACCAUAAUCUCCCGGUCUAUCCCGUCUCAUCAUCGAAUUCAACAUUUAGUCGCUGCAGCAAUUUCACAAUGACCGAUAUAUCUCGCCACGGCACUGUCGAGAAGGAAGCUUCUUACGCUGAACACGUUGGGGACGUUGAGAAGAGCGAGCAUGUCCCGCAAUAUGACAGGUUUGGGGCUGCGGCCAAGGUCGACCCCAAGGAGAUUGCUCUGGUCCGCAAGAUUGACUGCUACAUGAUGCCAACGCUCUGGGCGAUGUACUUCCUCAACUUUCUGGACCGCAAUGCCCUCGUCAACGGCAAGCUCAACAGUCUUGUCGAAGACUUGAAUUUGAAGGGAACCCAGUACAAUACCUGCGUGAGCAUUCUUUUCGUCGGGUACCUUGUCGGACAGGUGCCCUCUAACAUGCUUCUCAACCGCGUCAAGCCCGCGUGGUAUAUGGCUGGCUUCAUGAUGGCUUGGGCAAUCGUAUCGACCCUCACAUGCCUUGUCAAAGAUUAUCACCACAUGCUUGCAUGUCGACUUGUGCUUGGUGUCGUGGAGGCACCAUUCUAUCCAGGCGCACUGUUCAUGAUUUCGCUCUUCUAUAACCGCAAAGAAGCUACCACACGAAUGGCCGUACUAUAUACUGGAAACAUGCUGGCGAGUUCGUUCUCGGGCCUUAUCUCCGCUGCUGUCUUUGCUACCCUCGACAAGAAACAUGGCCUUGCUGGCUGGCAGUGGCUGUUUCUGAUACAAGGAGUCGUGACCGUGGCAGUGGCCAUUGCCGCGUUCUUUCUCCUUCCGAACUCUCCCAAGCAGACUUUUUGGCUCACACCGGAGGAGCGGCAGCUUGCUCACGAUAGGAUCGCGCGAGACACGACUCAAAAGGCAGAGGGAACGAGUGUCUGGACUGGGCUUCGGGAAGCGUGCUUGGACUACCGAACUUGGAUUUUCGCCCUGAUGUGCAACCUUCAUCUCUCAGCCAACGGCUUUAAGAAUUUCAUGCCAACCGUCGUUGAGACGCUCGGCUUUAACUCGACUGUCACCCUUGUACUGACUUGCCCGCCAUAUCUCGUGGCGACUUUCACUUCGGUCGCUGUUUCUUGGUCUUCAGGCCGUUUCAACGAGCGGACAUGGCACGUCACAAUCUCCAAGGCACUCGCAAUUGUGGGGUUCGCAGUUGCUUGUGGAAGCCUAAACACUGGGGCACGAUACUUUGCCAUGAUCCUGUUUGUUGGCGCCACCUACGGAGUGAACAAUAUCAACAUCGCCUGGGUGGCCGCCACGGUCGGACAGACUGAUGAGAAGAAGGCCGUGGCUAUCGCGAUCACCAAUACCCUAGGAAAUCUAGCCAGUGUGUACACACCAUAUCUUUGGCCGGAUAGCGAUGCUCCCAGGUUUGCGCCUGCCAUGUACGCCAGCAUUGGGUUUUCGGCCGGGGUGGUGAUAUUGGCGUGGGUCAUGAGAUGGAUUCUCAUGAGAGAAAAUAAGAAGCUCCGAGCAGCUGAUCCAGGGGUCAUAAACCUUUACGCUUACUGA
Aspergillus mulundensis is the source of this 1728-nucleotide messenger RNA. Its product is annotated as putative MFS transporter. The record is from RefSeq and is a predicted model, not a curated record. The transcript is spliced from 3 exons. Gene Ontology annotation, molecular function: transmembrane transporter activity. The coding region runs from base 1 to 1728 and encodes 575 amino acids. NCBI's taxonomy places the organism in Eukaryota, Fungi, Ascomycota, Eurotiomycetes, Eurotiales, Aspergillaceae. Gene Ontology annotation, biological process: transmembrane transport. Gene Ontology annotation, cellular component: membrane.